AUGUCUCAUAAUCACUCGCAAUCACAGGCCAAUGUCGGCGGACCAGUACAGGGCCCCGGACAGGUGCCACGACCAGCAAUCGACGACGAAAUGCUGACCCCGAGUGAUGAGGAAGAUGACGACGAGGACGCACGAAACUUACGAGAGUUGCGGAAUCUUAGGCGACAGGCCACGAUCACGCAGCGGCAGAUGGCCAGCAUGCAGGAUAUGAUCAAUCAGCUCUCGAGUCAGCUGAUGGCCACCCCGAACGAGAAGAAGUCUAUCAUGAAGCCCAAGAUAGCGGCACCUGAGAAGUUCGACGGAACCCACACCGAACUGUGGACAUUCCUUACCAACAUCGACUUGUACUGCGAGUACAACGGAGUACCAACAGACCAGGAUAAGAUCCUUGUGACAAGCACCUACAUGAAAGGCAGGGCAGCCAAGUGGAUGGAACCCUAUGUCAAGGACUUCCUGAAGGACGCAGACAAUCUCGGAACCAAAAACGAGACCCAAGGAAUAUUCGGAAACUGGGACAACUUCAAGAAGGAGAUGGGACGGAUCUUCGGGGAAAUAGACGAAAAGAACUAA
Messenger RNA from Exserohilum turcica Et28A, 570 nucleotides. RefSeq lists its product as uncharacterized. The coding region runs from base 1 to 570 and encodes 189 amino acids. The transcript has a single exon. The record is from RefSeq and is a predicted model, not a curated record. Lineage: Eukaryota; Fungi; Ascomycota; Dothideomycetes; Pleosporales; Pleosporaceae.